CGGAGUCGCCCCGACGCGCUGCUAUUAGGUAAUUAGGGUAGGAUCAGUUGCCCUGAAGCGUUCAAGCACACACACGCGGGCGUACAAAAGUCGACAAAAGGCUCUGUCUUUUUCCACCUUCUCCUGCCCCGGUCACGUUAAAUAACGCCCGCACCGUCCCGGCCCCAUGCGCUCGCCUCUGCCUCUCCCUCUGACGGCACGCGCAUCGUAGGGCGCCCAUGUGGUUGGUUUCUCUCUUUCCCUUGCUGCUGCCCUUUCUCUCCGCCAUCACACCACCGCCGCUGCCGCUCUAACCCGUCCCGCCCCCUCUUUUCCGCAUGCAAGACAAAAAGGUCGUUGUCACCAUCAACAGCACCGGCCGGCAAUCGGCAAGCUUCAUUCGCGUUGCCGCAGCCGUAGGAUGGCAUGUCCGCGCCCAGACGCGCGACAAGCAGGGUAUCGUUGCGCAAGAGCUGGAUAGUACCGAGGGCGUCGACCUUUGCGUGGGAUCACUAGAGGAUGAGCACUUUGUAGCGGGUCUCUUCGAUGGCGCUCACCUGGCUUUCAUCAACACGACGCACUGGGGAGAUGAGAUUGCAACUGGACGCGCCAUGGCAAACGCUGCCAAAAAGGCGGGCGUAGAGCACUACAUAUACAGCGGCAUGCCUGACCAUUCCAUCUAUGAGGGCAGAAGCUGGAAAGCGCUGCCCAUGUGGGCCCAGAAGUUCGCCGUGGAAAACUACGUUCGUCAAAUUGGCAUACCAGCGACCUUCGUCUACGCCGGAACCUAUCACAACAACUUCACAAGCUUGCCUUAUCCUCUUUUCCGCAUGGAAUUGUUGGCGGACGGGAGCUUUGAGUGGCAAGCCCCGUUCCACCCGGACAUUCCCAUCCCUUGGUUGGACGCCGAACAUGAUGUCGGCCCUGCAAUCCUGCAGAUCUUCAAACAGGGACCCAGAAAAUGGGCAGGCCAUCGUGUUCCGCUUGCCUUUUCGCGACUAACGCCAGUAGAAGUCUGCGAAGCGUUCAGUCGUGCGUUGUCACGACCAGUCAGAUAUGUUCGCGGGCCAAUCGUUUGUGAAGUGCCGGUCCCGGCUGGCUAUCAGGAGCAUCUGGCCGCUCUUGAAGAGACACUCGGAUGGCAAAACGCUCCGUACUUUGGGCCUGAGCUCGAGGAGAACUGUACAAAGGAAGCCCUUGACUUAUGGGAAGGCUUUCGGGAUAUCGAAGAGUACGCACGGGAGAUUUUUCCCGUGGAAGAGAGAGCAAACGGAUUAACUUGGAUGGACGAUGAAGAGACGGACACUGCAUCGGAAGCGCCGAUCCGGGACGUGGAAAACCACUUCCAGAUCAUGAAUCUGUGAGGCAUGAUACUUUUUAUGUGCAUUGCGUCGGCGUCCACUGUUACACGGUUGCGGGCACAUGGUUGGCAUGCGCCCUAAUGAUUAGAUACCUUGGUCUUUCAAGCGCUGGGCGUCAUGGCGGAUGGCAGUCAAAGAAAAGAAAAGAACAGGGGCAUCGGUAACUUAGGAAUCCAAAAAGUGGUUUUUGCAGC
Messenger RNA from Aplosporella prunicola CBS 121167, 1534 nucleotides. RefSeq lists its product as uncharacterized. The coding region runs from base 318 to 1343 and encodes 341 amino acids. The transcript is spliced from 2 exons. NCBI's taxonomy places the organism in Eukaryota, Fungi, Ascomycota, Dothideomycetes, Botryosphaeriales, Aplosporellaceae. The record is from RefSeq and is a predicted model, not a curated record.